CUGUGGGAUCAGCCAUUUGUGUGCCAGUGUCUGUUUGUCUACCACAGUGCAGUUCUGAGGAGUGAGAAGAUGCUCAUCAGGUGGAAUGAAGGCCAGUUGGAGCACUGGAGGCCAGUUCUCUCCAGAAAAGGGUUAUGAUGUGGAAAAGGCUGUUCAGAAGUCUGAUGAAAGCCAAGUAGAUGGUGGACAAGGAAGCCUGCCUGGAACUAGAAAAAUCUAUGAGUUCUACAAUGCACCAAUUGUCAAGUUCUGGUUUCACACGAUGUCGUACUUGGCAUUCCUCAUGCUCUUUACUUACACUGUGUUGGUGAAGAUGGAACCAAGACCAAGCGUGCAAGAGUGGCUUGUCAUAAUUUAUAUUUUCACUACUGCUAUUGAAAAAGUCAGGGAGGUAUUUAUCUCAGAACCCGCAAAAUUCUGCCAGAAGGUGAAGGUGUGGAUUUAUGAAUACUGGAAUUUUACUGAUUCUGUAGCUAUCAUCCUGUUUAUGAUUGGUUUCGGUUUGCGCUGGUCCAAGCCACCUGUUCAAACUGCAGGCAGGCUCCUUUACUGCUUGGAUAUUAUAUUUUGGUAUACUCGGCUCCUUGAUCUUUUUGCUGUGAAUCAGCAUGCUGGCCCAUACCUGACAAUGAUAGGGAAAAUGACAGGAAAUAUGUUCUAUAUUGUGAUCAUGAUGGCCAUAGUCCUGCUGAGUUUUGGGGUGUCACGAAAGGCAAUUCUUUCACCAGAAGAGCCUCCUUCUUGGACACUGGCAAGAGAUAUUGUAUUUCAGCCCUACUGGAUGAUGUUUGGUGAGGUCUAUGCUGGAGAAAUAGAUGUUUGUGAAACCAGUGAAGACUGUCCUCCUGGCUCCUUUCUCACACCGUUCCUGCAAGCUGUCUACCUCUUUGUGCAGUACAUCAUCAUGGUCAACUUGCUCAUUGCAUUCUUUAAUAAUGUUUAUUUUGAUCUGAAAUCCAUAUCGAACAAGCUCUGGAAGUACAACCGCUACCGCUACAUCAUGACCUACCAUGAGAAGCCAUGGCUGCCUCCACCAUUCAUCCUCCUGAGUCACAUUGGGCUCCUGAUAAAAUGCAUCUUCCACCACCAGCCCCCAAAUGAGUUGGACCAAGAGGAAGGCGAUGUUGGACUAAAGCUUUACCUGAGUGAUGAGGAGCUAAAGAAGCUCCAUGACUUUGAAGAGCAGUGUGUAGAAGAAUAUUUUCAUGAAAAAAAUGAAAACCUGAGUUCCAGUGGCAGUGAAAGGAUCCGUUUGACCACAGAAAGAGUGGAAGAGAUGUUUCAACAACUUAAAGAGGUGCAUGAGAAGGUGUUUUAUAUCAAGGAGUCUUUACUCUCCCUGGACAGCCAGCUAGGACAUUUACAAGACCUCUCUGCCCUGACAGUGGAUAUCCUGAAAGUGCUUUCUGCUGUAGAUACCUUGAAGGUGGAAGAAGCCUUAUUGGCUGACACAAAACAUAAAACCUGUAGGAAGCUGCCCCAUAGCUGGAGCAAUGCAUUCUAUUCCAAGACCUUGAGCAGCCUGGAGGGCUUGUGUGACAAGAAAUACCGCUAUUACAGCAUGCCACCCUCCCUCUUACGGAGCCUGGUGAGGACUCAGUCUCCGUCAGAGUGCAAACUCUUCAAGUCUGGGAGUAAUGAGGUGGUAGAAGACAGCUCUCAAAAGGCAGAAAUAGAAACAGAUACACUCACCUCUGGAGUAUCCUCUGAGACCAAGUCAAGUCCUAGGUAUGGGCAGUUCUUGCUAGUGCCCCCCAACCAUCAGGGAGGGUCUUUUUCUGAGGAUGUCACCUUAAAUUUGUCCUUUUUAAACACUGCUGCCAAGUACAAGGAUGAAACGUUCAGAGAUGACCUGCAAAGUAGCAUUGUGGUUCAGCAAAACUUGCCAGGUAUCAGCUUCCUUGGAAAAGAGACAGAAGGUUAUCAGUGGAGCCAGAGAGACUUUGUUAUUAAUUUGCCAGCAGAAAAGACUAAUGCUGCAGAAGCUCCUUGUCCUCUUGAUCUCCAACUACAGCUGGAUGUUGAAGGAAGUGCAGCAUGCCCCUGCAAUGACAGGGAAGAAACUGAAGGUGGCUAUGUGAACUGGGGAUUCUCUGAAGGUGAUGAAAAAGGAGUUUUCAUCUCAGAUUCAAAGAAGAAAGCUCUGUACCUACAUUCCUCCUAUGACAGGGAGAACAAUUGCCAGAAUAUACCUGCCAGGCAUGUCCAGUUAAGUGAUUCAAAGUCCUUCUCCUACAGCUCUGUCAAGUCAUGUCCCAGCAGCAGCAGCAUCUCUCAGAACAAGCUGAAGCAAAGCAUCUCCUUCUGGAUCAGCCCUCUCUGGAGGGACUGGAGUUUCUGCAGAAGCAACAGCUUACCAUCCUCUAAGAAAGAGAGACCAGGGAAAAUCUGCAAGGCUAUAGGCGAAUCUUUAGGAUCCUGGGAGCUACACCACAGUGGGGCAGCAAAAACAAAACACCAAAACAGGGACAGAAAGUCUGGGAGAAGAAAGAGGAAUCAAAAACCUCUUCAGGUGCCGGUGAUUAGAGUGGAUGAUUGUCCCCAGAACACUCAAGUGAACUCAGAGCCUGCAGAGAUCAAUGCCUGGGAUGAGCAAGAGAGACACAGCAAGAAUUGGCUCACUGUCUCUAAUUUCAGUCAGCUAAGUUUGGAACGUCUCCAUUACAAACACCAGAAAAUUAAAAAUCCAGAUGUUGGUAGGCAUACCAUACCAUUUUGUGAUUACCUGAGGCAUUCUCAGGAGGAUUUCAGUAAUAGCAUAUUUGGAAACACCAAGAAAAGUAAUCUGAACAGGAACUCCUUAUUGAGAAAUCCAGAGGAAACUGACAAUAUCUUCUCCAGCUUGAAAACAUCUCAAGACUUGCAUCUUCACUACUCAGGUGCUUCUAACCCUGACAAGACAGAAAAAGAGGGCAUUUGUGGUCAAGGCAUCUCAUCAGCGCAGUCUGUUGAAAGGAACAACUUAAUGAGACUUGCUCAGACAAUACCAUUUACACCAGUCCAACUCUUUGCUGGAGAGGAAGUGACAGUCUAUCAGCUAGAGGAAAGUUCACCUAUGAAUCUUGAUAAAAGCAUGUCUUCCUGGUCCCAGUGUGGCACAACUGCAAUGAUCCAAGUCCUGUCACGGGAGGAGAUGGAUGGGGGUCUGCGGAGGGCCAUGAAGGUCAUUUGUACUUGGUCUGAGAGUGAUGCAUUAAAGUUGGGACAAGUAUUUAUUGUGAAGUCUUUCCUGCCAGAGGUGGUUCAAACUUGGCAAAAGAUCUUUCACCAUGGCACAGUAUUACAUCUCUGUCUGAGGGAAAUUCAACAGCAAAGGGUUGCCCAGAAGUUAAUCUAUACCUUCAACCAAGUGAAGCCUCAUACUAUUCCCUAUACUCCAAGGUUCCUGGAAGUUUUCCUCAUCUACUGCCAUUCUGCAAACCAGUGGCUGACCAUUGAGAAGUACAUGACUGGUGAAUUUCGGAAGUACAACAACAACAAUGGAGAUGAGAUUACCCCCAUCAGCUUGCUGGAAGAGCUGAUGCUGGCCUUCUCUCACUGGACCUAUGUCUACACCCGUGGGGAGCUCCUUGUCCUGGAUUUGCAAGGUGUUGGGGAAAACCUUACAGAUCCAUCUGUGAUUAAACCUGAAGACAAAAAGUCUGGAAAGAUGGUAUUUGGACCAGCAAAUCUCGGAGAAGAUGCAAUAAGAAACUUCAUUGCAAAGCAUCGUUGUAAUUCUUGCUGCAGAAAGCUGAAACUUCCCGAUUUGAGAAGAAGCAACUACAGGUUGGAAACUGCCGGUCCAGCCUUUGGAAUAGAAAUGGAAACAAGCACCAAAGAAGCUGAUGAUGCAGAUGAACCUUCUGAGUACGACACACAGCUGUGAAGCAGAGAGCCCAUGUGUUUGCAUGCUUCAAACUUAUGCUUGAAGUCCCUUAUCACUGCCAAGGCUUUGGCCAAAAUCACAGAAUGAAGGUGACUGAGUGCAGCUACGCUGGCUAGACUCUAUAAACAAGGAAUGAAAAAAAAUCAGCUUUAUUUACUCCCUUUCCAUGAUCUUGUGCUGGCCUUUCUUAUACAGAUUAGUGAAUUCCAGGAGCAGGUCAUGCCUCACCUGGAUGAACUGUCCCAUCAGUGCCUUUCUUAUUAUAAUGUGGAUCAUGGUUCCAGAUUGCAUUUUCUUAAGAAAAUAACUGUGACAAGUUUAUUUCCAAGUGGUAAUAAUUUUUGUUUCUACUUCUGCUCUUUAGUAAAUAAAUGAAUGCAUACACAUACAAAUUAGUUUUCAGUGAGAACCCACUCAGCCCUGUGCUCACUUUUUUUGAGAGUAAAAGGCUCUCCAGGAAAUUGCAGAGAUACUACUUUCUCUUUAUUACAGAUUUUGAUGCAGACACAAACCAAGAAUAGAUGACUAAUGAAUUUUUGGUUUAAAAAGUAGUCAUGACAGACUGAAAAAAUUCGUGGGAUCUUUGUCUUCAGUUCUUUUCACAUACCAAGAAAAGCUGCACAAUGAAGUGGCAGAUUAUUGGACCCACAAACAUCAAUUUUCCUCAUUUUGAGUUAAUGAAGUUGAAUUUUCUGUGGUCUUUAAUACAAACAUCUAGAAUGUCAUUUGGCUUUUAGGACUUGCCUGUCUUUAUAAUAUUUUAGCUUCUGAAUGUUUUAAAAUUGCACUUGGAAAGAAUGGUGUUAGAAAUCACAAGGAAUAGUUUGUUCCACUUGGUGUUUGACUUGCCAGUGUCAGGAUGAAUGUAGGACUGUUGCCUAACAGUGGUGCAAUUAUAUUAGGCAGCAUCCACAUUUGCUUCUGUUGAUGUCCUCUGAUCACUGUUGAAGUUCAGAAAACAGAAAAAUCAAUCUGUGCAAUAUGAUUUUUAUUGAGUAAAGGCUAAAAAGAAGUUUUCAGCAGAAGUAUUUCUAACACAACUGGUGUUCCAAUACAGGUCACACCAUUAAAGCAACUUUGAUGUUGAGUAAAAAAAUCUGACUUUCAAAUGUCAGUCAUUAGGAAACUUUAUACUUGAAUAAAAAAAACAAAUAAUAUUUCCACUACAGCUGACAGUAAAUUUUAAGGUGUAAGGGGGAUUUUUAUUAUGAUUUGUGAUUUAUUUGCUAUAUUUAGUAAGUGUCUACAUAUACAGAGGAUUUGGUAGUUACAUGUUCCCAGUUUUUAUAUUGAUUAUGAUUAUGAUGUUGAAGUAAUCAGCAUUGUAAACAGUCAUUGAAGUAAUCAUCUACACAAUGUUUAUCUGAGAUGCCUCCAGUUUCUGAGAACAUUCAGAAGAGGUUAUUACCAGGUUUUCUUCUUUUUAACAUGAUUUGAUUUUCAUCAUUCCCCCAUUUUUCCCCACCAGAUUACACUUCUCAUUUUGCAAAAUACACAGUUUCCUUUGGUUCUUUAUUUUUGGAAGCAAGUCAAUAUACCAGAAAACUUAGCUUGUCUGUGAAAGAGGUAGUUUGAUUGCACCUCUGCAGACUGAGGGUGAAUUUUGGUCCAUAUGCCUGUAAGAAAGGCACUGAUGGGACAGUUCAUCCAGGUGAGGCAUGACCUGCUCCUGGAAUUCACUAAUCUGUAUAAGAAAGUAGUUCUGCUUCCUGUGGUUAUCAUUUUAAAAUCUGACUUUAGGGAGAUAUGUGCUUACAUGAAUACAAAUAUGAUUUAAAGAAAGCUCUUUCUCUCAAGGAUCUCUAACUAUUUGUAUUCCUUUAAACUCAGUUAAGUUAAAUUACACAAAAAUAUGACUUUAGAGUCAAAGACAGUGCAACUCCUGCCCUGAUACUGUUGUUUUCCUCAAAUGUUGCCAUAAAUUCAGAACACAUAUAUAUUAUGCACAAAAAAUAAACUCUAGACCAGGCUGGGUCUGAGAACUUUUCAUUUCUUUGCAAGUUUUGAAGGUAGGCAAAAAUCAUUCUUCAGAUGACCUCUUCUUGAUAUUGCUCCUGUUGCCUGCAAGAGUGGGUGCCUCCUACAUGCACAGCAACUCUUGUGAGAAUUCUUAUGAUGUAGAGCUAGCUCAGUGUAGAUUAACUUAAUUCCUUCUGGAAAGUAUCUGUCAAGCUAAAUACUGUAUUACAGUAUGAAAAUGGGGAUCCUUGCAAGAUACCUAUAUCUGUUGAAAUGUAGUUUAUUUAAUUUUGUAGUUAUUUAAUUUUGUUCAGUGUGAAAUAUUAAGUGGAUGAAACAAGAACAAUAGGCAUUUCAAAUUUUUCCACUGUAUAUUUUUAUUCUUGCACUAAUUUUUCUGUGCAUGGAGACAUUAAGUUGAAGAAAUCCAGUAACUGUGCUGGCUGAUAAAUUAUGCCUCACCUUUCUUUUUGGAUUUUUGGGAGGGCUGAUUCACAUUUCACUAAACUGUAAAUUUAAGUAUUUGAUUAAAGACCUUCCCUCUCUCCUUUUUCACAGUUCAGUAAUAAAUUAUAUUGAAAAUAAUUUAAAAAAUAUAUUUCUUUGAGAUCUUGGUAUCUUUCUUACUACAAAUUCUGUACAUUCUUUAAAUUGUCUUUUGGUUUCUAAAUACUGACUUUGGAUUGAAGCACAUGCCUACUGAACACAUGAAAAAAAUACCCCAACAGCCUUUAAUGGUACCCCAACAGCCUUUAAUGGGGUCAGCAGUAAGCCCCACUCACACUAAAACUGGGGUUCAUAUGAAAUGGAAGAUGUGAAAGUCAGGUUCCUCCUCCAACUGCUUGACAGCUAGAGAGGAAGAGGAAAUCAUGUGUGUCCAACCAAACCAUAGGGAUUUCUGAUUAUUAGCUUCAAUAUUUGCUUAUGCUGAAAAGCACAUACAGGGAUUUCUUUUAUAAUUCUGGUGGGUUCAGGAAAAAAAAAAAAAAAAGCCCUGUUUACUUUGUUAAAAUAAAUCAGGCAGUCAAGUUUUGAAAGAAUUUAGCAAAACAAAAAAUCCACCAGAGUAUUUAUAAGCUCACUUUUUAAUAUGAGCUUAAAAGAAGCUUACUUAGGAAUUCAGUUGGGAUUACUCACAGCAAAAUAUUUUUUUGGCAUCUGCUGCAUUGGAGAUGUAGCUUGAACAUAGGAAAAAUGUUCAGAAAUUGAAAACCUCAUACUCAGGAAAGCUUUUUCUAUUUCUUUUAUUCACAAUUGUGGUAUAUUUGGGGUUAUUCAUUUAUUGUUAGUGCAAUAAAAUCAGAAGGGAUAUUACACAUGUAUUUUCUAGAAAUGGAUUUGUAUUUGUUGUAGUUUCGUCAGUCUAUUUCAUAUUAUUUCCAAAGAAUAAAAGAACACUUUCACAAUGAUUCUGUUCUUGACAGGUGUAAAAUGAAAUAAGGUUUCUGAGCACUAAGGGAAACAGGUGAAAGUAACAUACAGAGAAUAAUGCAAUUAUCUUUAUUUUUAAUCUCAAAGUAAUAAACAUCUAUUUUAUAUUUA
This is a messenger RNA of Parus major (Great Tit), 7369 nucleotides long. RefSeq names its product transient receptor potential cation channel subfamily M member 6 (gene TRPM6). Lineage: Eukaryota; Metazoa; Chordata; Aves; Passeriformes; Paridae. Gene Ontology annotation, molecular function: protein serine/threonine kinase activity; ATP binding; monoatomic cation channel activity. The transcript has 23 exons. Bases 86 to 3868 code for a protein of 1260 amino acids. Gene Ontology annotation, cellular component: apical plasma membrane. Gene Ontology annotation, biological process: monoatomic cation transmembrane transport; protein tetramerization; protein phosphorylation. The record is from RefSeq and is a predicted model, not a curated record.